This is a messenger RNA of Pocillopora verrucosa, 1869 nucleotides long. RefSeq lists its product as uncharacterized. The record is from RefSeq and is a predicted model, not a curated record. Lineage: Eukaryota; Metazoa; Cnidaria; Anthozoa; Scleractinia; Pocilloporidae.
CGUAAAGGGAAAAUAUCAGGGAAAAUAACAGGGAAAUAACAGAGAAAAUAGAACCACAUAGGAUUUAAUUUUCGAUGCACAAAUUUAUAAAGGUGUGCUUCGUUUAUUAAUACCGGUUUAUGAUUGAUAUUUGAUGGCUUGAUAAAUGGUGGUAAAAUUUAAAGACUCUUCAAACAAUCCGGCUUUGUGGCUACAACCAGUAAGUCGAAACUAGUUAUACUUCAACUGCUGCAUUUCUUGUUCACAAUGCUUCGAGUCUUCAUCUGUGGAGCUCACAGUGUUGGUAAAACAACCUUAGUGAACGAAGUUGGAAAGCGGUUAAACUUACAUGUGGAAGCUGAAGUUGCUCGAAAAGUGAUCACGGAUUUAAAUCUUCGACGAGAAGAUUUUGACCCAAAGACUAAUCCAUCGAAGUUCGAAGAGCUUCAGGAAAGAAUUCUCGAAGCACAAUGUAAAGUCGAGGAACAGCAUUCGAGAAGUGGGACGCCGUACAUAGCAGAUCGAGGAAUUGAUCCAUUGGUUUAUUCUUUGAUGUACCUGGGAGAAAAUAGCAUGAAAAGACUGUUGAGUUUGCCGUCAAGCCAAGAGUGCAUAAGCAGGUAUAGGACUUCCUUAGUGUUCGUAGUGCGACCCUUCCCAGAAUGCUUGCAGACCGAUAGCAUUCGCCUCGUUCCGAAGAUGGAGGACCUGCUAAACUUCACAAACCUGAUGGAGGAAGUUCUUCAGGGCAACAGAAUCCCGUAUACCGUCAUCGACGUGUUAGACCUGAAGAAAAGAGUUGAUAUUAUUCAAGAGAAAAUAAUGGAAUGCGGAAGCCUGAGAGUUGUUGCAAGGACGGAUGGAGACACCUUAAAUCGAGAUGAUUAGGUAUCCUAUCCAGUGGCAAGAUACCAUCACGUGAUUUACUUGCGUGAUAUCGAUGGUGAAUACAAAACAGUGUGGAUUCAUUUGAAAAAUAAAGAAGCUGCGUUUGUGCUCUCUUACUUUAAUAAUUGCACACGAUGCAGCGAUCGCACGAAAAACGUUUUAGGGAAACACGAGAUACAGUCGCGUAUUUUUCACGUCUUCUUGAUUGUCCUCAUUUCUACGUUCACUUUCAGUCUUUUUUAUAUGGAAUUUAUUACUUUCUUACAAGGAAGCUUGCAACUGUUUAUAUUACAGACAUUGCUGUGGGUAGCUUAAGCUCUGGCUAAGUUGUGCUUUUCUAAAUCAAAAUAUAUUCAUAGUGUCAUCUUUUAGAGAUCUAUUAACCCUCUAACUCCCAUGAGUGAUCAAGACAGAAUUUCUCCUUACAAUAUCAAGACAAUAUCAGGAAGACAGGUGAGGAGAAUACAGAAAAAAUAUCAAUUAGGGGACUAUUGAUUGAUCCAAACCCAAAUUCUCCCAACUAACACUAUGAGAAUUGUAAGGGAGACAGAAAGGAGAAUUACUUAUGAGAACUUGGGAGUGAAAGGGAUAAUUACGCAUCACAGCAGAUAGUGUCUGUGUAGAGAGAAAAGGAAAAAAAACAAAAAGUGCUUACAUGGAACCUAUAACCACAAGCUUAAUAGAUCCACCGAAAUAAUUAUUUGUACAAGAUAUCAAAGCUUUUUGAUGGAAAGUCUCUGGACGUUGUCUCGUGCUACAGAAUUUUGUAAAUCUAAUAACACCGGUACCUUCAUGUUUAUCUCUGAAGUUGCUAUGCGACCCAUGCGAAUGUCUUUUUCACCUGCUGAUUUUGUGUUACUCUUUAGAUCGCCUGUCACUGAAAAUCAGCGUUGUAAUCUUAGUGACAUGACAGACUUAGAAAUUUCCUUUUCAAGGUAUCACAGAAGUCAAACUGUUAUCCUAUAAAAGUAUACAUUUUCUUAAAAGCUUAAUAAACACAGA